Molecule: messenger RNA, 804 nt
Organism: Symbiodinium sp. CCMP2592
Lineage: Eukaryota; Dinophyceae; Suessiales; Symbiodiniaceae
Source: the annotation of a GenBank genome assembly
AUGGAGACCUUGGCCUUCUUCGUCGUCUCCUUCACACUCGAGGCGGUUUUUCUGGCGCGGCUGCUGUUUAUUGCAUGCACGCGGGCCAAGAACCUCCGUGAUGCACUUCGGCAUUGCAUCCUUUGGCCCUGCCGGGCUCUUCGGGCACUCACCCGGCCGAAAAAGGCUCCUACAGCACAGGAGCUGCUUAUCGAGUCUGAAGUCAAAAAGCUGAAGACUUCCUGGUCCAGAAGGUAUGUGAUGGCCUUCGCCGCUCUUAGCUUCUCCACUGUGCUGUCCAUACAGCAACGCAUCUUUAUGGGCGGUGAGAGAUGGAUGUCAUCAGCGGCUACCUGGUGCAACGUCGCUAUGUUUGCCGUGGGCACGCUGGUUUCCUGCUUCCCGUGGUUGCUGCGCCCCAGCACGUUGGGUUUAUGGUAUGGUGUGUACAUGGUCUUCGCAGUACUGUACGUUACGCCCAUGUUCACACCGACCGAGCAAGUCUACGCCUUUUCCUUCAUCGUAUUGCUGUUCUUCCGACUCCCAUGUAGCCUUCUAUGCACCCGGACCUCUCUGGCGAUUCUCUUCAACUUGCCUUUUGUCGGUGUCAUGAGCUACAGAUCCGUUACGGAGGAGCAAGCUGGGUUCAGCAACUUGAACACAGUAUUAUGGACGGAGCUGACUGCAACUGCGGUCGCAGCAUCUUUCGUCUCCGCGCUGCACGGAGCACUUUCGCAGUGUCUUGGACUGGCAUUGAAUUUCCUGCCAACAUCGUUGUUACCCUUGGGGUUGCAGCAUUUAGGGUGUGAAACCAAGACCCCAUAA